CUCUUCUCAUUGCUCAACCCCAGAUCUCCCUGGGAAAUACCUCCCUGACUGGGGACUAAGUACCUCACAGGGUAAUUGAGUCAUGAGGGGUGGAGAAGAGCAAGGGAGGCAGAGGAUAAAUAGCAGCUUUGCCUCCCUGGCUCUUCUCUGCAUCCUCCCCGCUUGCCCAACAAUAUGCAUCUUGCCAGUUUGCUCAGCUCCUGCUCCCUCCUGCUGCUACUGGGGGCCCUGCCUGGAUGGGCGGCCAACAAUGACCCCAUUGAGAAGGUCAUUGAAGGGAUCAACCGAGGGCUGAGCAAUGCAGAGAGAGAGGUGGACAAGGCCCUGGAAGGCAUCAACAAUGGAAUCACUCAAGCUGGAAGGGAAGUGGAGAAAGUUUUUAAUGGACUCAGCAGUGUGGGGAACCAGGCCGGCAAGGAGCUGGACAAGGGCAUCCAGGGGCUCAACCACGGCUUGGACAAGGUAGCCCAUGGAAUCAACAAUGGCAUCGGACACACAGGAAAGGAAGCAGAGAAGCUUGCUCAUGGGGUCAACCAUGCUGCUGGACAGGUUGGGAAGGAGGCAGACAAAGUGACUCAGGGGGUCCAUCAUGGGGCCAACCAGGCGGGAAGUGAUGCAGGGAGGUUUGGCCAGGGGGCCCACCAUGCUGCCGGGCAGGCUGGGAGCGAGGCAGAAAAGUUUGGCCAGGGGGUCCACCAUGCUGCUGGGCAGGCUGGGAAAGAGGCAGAGAAGUUUGGCCAGGGGGUCCACCAUGCUGCUGGGCAGGCUGGGAAAGAGGGAGAAAAAAUAGUCCAGGGGGUCCAACAUGGAGUGAAUCAGGCCGGGAAGGAGGCAGAAAAGUUUGGUCAGGGAGUCCACCAUGCCGUUGACCAGGCUGGAAAGGAGGCGGGUAAAGUGGCUCAAGGGGUCCAUGAUGGGGUCAACCAGGCCGGCAAGGAGGCAGAGAAAUUGGGCCACGGGGUCAACCAUGCUGCUGGCCAGGCUGGAAAGGAAGCGGAGAAACUUGGCCAAGGUGUCCACCAUGCUGCAGGCCAGGCCGGGAAUGUUCAUAAUGGGGUCAACCAAGCCGGCAAGGAGGCCAACCAGCUGCUGAAUAAUGGUCAUCCAGGCGGAUCCACCGCCCAGCACGGAGGGGCCGCAACCACAACCUUAACAUCUGGAGCUUCGGUCAACAAGCCCUUCAUGGCCUUGUCAGUCCUGUGGAAGAGCGUCACCAGCAUCAUUCCCUAAGCUGAUGAACUGACCUGGUUGAAGAGACUGACGUUCCUAUUGUCAUAUCCGCUGAAGUGACCUGAAGGAGC
Odocoileus virginianus texanus is the source of this 1301-nucleotide messenger RNA. The record is from RefSeq and is a predicted model, not a curated record. Lineage: Eukaryota; Metazoa; Chordata; Mammalia; Artiodactyla; Cervidae.